This is a messenger RNA of Cuculus canorus (common cuckoo), 6482 nucleotides long. RefSeq names its product KIAA1755 ortholog. Bases 1990 to 5922 code for a protein of 1310 amino acids. The transcript has 14 exons. NCBI's taxonomy places the organism in Eukaryota, Metazoa, Chordata, Aves, Cuculiformes, Cuculidae. The record is from RefSeq and is a predicted model, not a curated record.
UUGGGGAAGCGGCAGGACUGGGCACAGGAAACCCACAGCAGCAGAUGCAGGCAGAUCUCUUGCUGGAUCCAGGGAAGCCCUGCCUGCCAGGUCUGACAUCCUGGAACCAGGAGCUUGUGAAAUUCAGCUAUUGCUCAAGUGCAGCCUGCACCAUGCAGACUCAGGAGGUUCUGAGGGAUGGGGAGUACGGAGCCUGGGCUGUCUGUGCUGGAGGAACCUGGUACAAGGAGCACCCAGGGUUGGGGAGAUCGAGGCUCUCGGACCAACUCUGCCUUUCUUCCUUCAAGUUUCAGACAGGGGCAUGUGCAGGCUGCUGGGAAGAAGCAAAAGCCCACCAGAGCUGCACGUGUGGCCACAGCUUUGGAAAGUUGCACCACAGUCGUGGUUAGCUCUGGGAUCCAGGGCAGGAAAACAAGGACACGACAAUCCUGCAGGUCUGGUGCUGGCGGCGCCUGCUGGAGCAGGACAAACAGCCUAGGAAAGACCCAUAUCCCAUGGGCACCCAAGCAUCCAUGGGCUGUGAUGCUCCUGUCAGUGCCAGCCCAAAUCCAUCCCUGGGGGCAGGGCCCGUGGGGAGAACUUUGUUUGCAGAGAGAGAAAGUGGCAAGAGCAAAGGAGAAAGUUAAAAGGUCAAUGCCUGCUGGCAGCCCCCAUGGUGCCGUGAUGCUGCCUGUCACCAGUGCUUUGCUCCCCAAACCCUCCUAUCUGUGACACCACAUCACAGCAGGGCUGUUUCGAAAUAGUAUUUAAGAAAUUCAGAAGCACUGAGGAAACAGCACUUCUUCCAUGAGGAGAAAUGAAAUGUUAUGGGGAGCAGCCCAGAGAGGAAGCAAAACCAGAACAUCUUCCUUCUGGUUUGAGUGAAAUUGAACUCAAAACACCCUUCAAACAGCAUGAGCCCUGACCAAACAUUCUCGUGUUCAGCAAGGAACAGCUGAAACCACAUCUAAUAACCAACAUUGCAGGCACAUCGUGGUAGCACUUUGUGCAAGGGAUGACAGCAGGGAACCGAGCGUGAAAUCCUGCUCUCUCAGAGCUGACCCUCUGGAGGGGAAAAGGCUUUGCCUGGCAGGUGGCUCUGCUGGGGAAGGACUGGUCCCCCCAGGCCACUGGGGCUGGGCUGGUGUUUGCAGGAAAGGGCCAUCAUCAGACAGGAGCCAAGAGGCCAGAAGGGUGGGGAGUUGUGGGACAUCCAUCUCCUGUGCUGUCUGUUCCCCACUCAGUGUCAUGACCUGGUGUCCCCAGGCCACCCCUGGCUCCCCACGCCAAGGCUUCCUCUGGCCACGCACACUCCUUGCACAUGUGCCAGCAGUUCCUGCCCACAGCUCUUCCUGUGUCUCUUUGGAUGAUGCAAUGAUCCAAACAUCCCUGGAAUCACCUGCUGCGGCUCCUGAGGGGACCUGGGGCUGGGCUUUGGUCCUGCUCCAUCCCAGCAGCCGCCAGCUUGGGUCUGCUGCUGCAUCGAGCCCCUUCCCGGCUGAACCCCUGGCAAGGGCUGGUGUGCCACGCUGGCAUCCCAGGCACCUUUGCCUUCUGCAAGGAAAUCCAGCCACAGCGGUUUCCCACGGUGCCACAACCGCAUGGGAAUUCCCCGGGGCAGCAGCAUCGCUGCAGCCGCUCCAGCCUUUCACCCACAGCUGUGGGCAGAGCCGGGACCACAAACCCUGCCAGGGAGGGACGGGGGAAAUCCCAGGGACUCAGCGAGAAGCUAGGGAGCGACCCAGCUGGUUUGUGGGGGAAACUAGGAAAGGGAAUUCCUCAGCCAGAAAUAAAACCUCCCUCUCUCCAUUUCCAGGCCACCAACAGGACAGGGCUCUGGCCAGGACUGAUGGCCACCAGGGCUGUCCUCAGAGCCACAGGGACUUUGCAAAAUGCUGGCAGCGUCGAGAUGAGAGGGACCUGCAGCUCCUGUGUGUGGAUCGCUGCCCACCAUCACCUGCAAGUCCCUGACAGCCUUUGAUCCAACAGCAUCUGAAAACACAGCCUGGGAUGCACGGGGCUCCUCUGCUGUUGUUUUCCCAGCUGCAGGAUCGGCUGUCCCAGCUCUGGCUGUUCCUGCAGCCAGGAGGGCUCUCUGCCAGCACGGGGUCACUGCUGACGCCAGCCCCGACUGCUGCAUCAAAACCAGGCGAACGGAAACUCUCGGGGACCCGUGAGCUGAGACAGCAGGAGCGGGUGACGGACGCCGGCUCACUGGACGCAGCGGUGCAGAGCGCCCUCCAGGCCCUCUACCCCCCCUUUGAGGCCACGGCCCCCACGGUGCUGGGCCAGGUGUUUCGGCUGCUGGAGACCAGCUAUCGGGGGGACGGGCUCUGCUGCCUGCUCCAGUUCCUCAUCCCAGCCAAGCGCCUCUUCGAGCACGUGCGGCAGGCAGCCUGCGCUCCCUACUUUAACUGCAUCUUUCUCCAUGAAGGCUGGCCCUUGUGUCUUCACGAGAAAGUGGUUGUCCACCUCGCACCGCUCAACCCGCUCCUGCUGCGUCCCGGGGACUUCUACCUGCAAGCGGAGCCCUGCGAGGAGCACACGGCUCGCAUCACCGUCAAGCACCUCUCCCACGACCUGCGCACGGUGGAGGAGACACCCAUCCCCGAGGCUGCCUACGCGCUGCUCUUCACCAAUGAGUGGCUGGAGGAGAUCAACAGUGACCGCACCAGGGCCCCCCUCCACACCUGCCUGGUGGCCACCGAGAACGGCAUCGCCCCACUGCCUUGGAGCAAGAUCGCCACGCCAGAGUUCAUCGAGAAGCCCAAGGCUGGAGGUGAUGGCACAACCAGUGGGACCGGGCACAGCCCUGCUCCUGAACCUGCAGCUGAGCCAGCAGCACCCAGCACGCCCACACGCCGUGGCAUGGCGGACACCCUGGGGUGCUACAGCAACAUCGUGGGCACCAUCCCGGGCUGCAGGGAAGCCUCUCGGAAGUCAGGCCAGGGGCGGUACCCGGGGCUGAUCAAGGUGGACCAGGCUGGGCUGCAGAAGAAGCCAGCCACGCUGGCUGUGCCCAGCCUCUGUGAGAUUGUCAGCCAGAACCUGGCGGGAGAGUAUGUGGACCUGCUGGACCUCUCCCAGGAGCAGCUGGGGCUCCUGGCCAAGUCCCUGCCGCCUGCCCGCCUGGCACAGCCGAUGGGGACUGGGGCUGAGGUGACGCUUCCCUGGGUGAAUGGGGGGCUGGGGACAGGGACCUGGCUCUGCCAGGGGGCACCAGGCUCAGAGGAGGGUUCCUGCACCCCCUGCCUGGGGAGGAGGCUGAGCCAGGAGCCGGGGGUACACGGCCCGCGGUGCCGCCACCGUGACUCCUACCUGGCCGCACUGCAGAACCCAGUGAGCUUUGGCUCUGGGCUGAUGACAGCCAUCCUGGAGGAGCCGGACUCCCCUGGCCGCGAGCUACCCCUCACCACCCCCCAUGAGACCCCUGCUCGGUGCAGGAGGGGGAUCAGCAGCCCCACACUCCUCACUCGCCAUCCCCAUGGCACGAGUCCCAAAGUGCAGGCAGAGGAGAUGGCACAGCAGGGCAGCACCAGCCCCCGACUCUCUCCAGCCCCCGGCCACAAGUUCUCCUUCUUGAAGGGGCCACGGCUUGGGGCAGCCCCUGGGGAUGAAAGAGCCACCAGCCAACAUGAAGGCACCUGGAAGAAGGUGUCUGCCAUCUACUCACCCAGGAUGGGCAGAGCCAAGCCAGCUGGGAAAGCAGGUACAGAUGCGGCAGCCACUGCCUCCACAAAGGACAGAUCCCUGGAGAGCACUCUCUGCAAGAAUGGCCCCCCUGUGUCCAGUGCCCCUGGCCGGGAGCCGCCAGGCUGGCAGGACCUGCACUCUGGGCUGCUGCGCUCGGGCAUCAUGUGCCUGCCAGGGAGCUCGGACAAGCUGGGCAGGGCCCUGCUCCAGGUGAGCACCAGCAGCAGUGCAUGGGGAGCCACGUGGUGCUCAGCCACUGAGCUGGCGAAGCUCAUCCUCUACCUCUGCUCCCUCUCCAGGCGAGACAUGAAGGACGAUGGGCUCACUGUCGUGGUGGAUGCCAGGAAGCAGCCACCUGCUCCUGUCCUGUUCUCGGCCCUCCGCUCUGCCCAGAGCGUCUCACCGGGCUGCAUCCACACCGUGCUGCUGCUGGCUGAGAAGGAGCUGCUCGCCCACCGCGAGAGGCUGCCCGGGGUGCAGGUGGAGACCCUGGCAUCGCUGAAGGCUCUGAGCCGCUACGUCGACAGCUCCCAGCUGACACAGGAGCUGGACGGCACCUUCCCAUACUGCCACGGCGAGUGGGUUCAAUUCUACCAGAAGCUGCAUCCCUUUGUGGCUGGCCUCAGACAGGCACUGGAGCUGCUGCAGAGCUGCAUCCGGGAGCUGCGGAGCGCUGACACGCCAGCAGGGAUGCAGGAUGUGGCCGAGUGCAUCAGAUGGCACCAGGAGCUGAUGCAACGGGUGCUGAGUGACCCACAGCUGGUGCGUGUGCAGCGCGAGGGGGGAGCCGUGCUGGCCAGGCUGCGCAGGGAGGCUGCCCGGCUCAGUGCCUCAGCCAGCAUCAGGACCAGCAUGGAGUUGGCUGAGGGGCUGUACAACCAGCUGGAGGAAGACCUUCAUGAACUGGUGUCCCAGUCCAACAGCUGCCUGGACCGCCUGGAGUUCCUCCGAAAGGUCCGGGAGCUCAAGGCCGAGUUCAGCAAGCUGGGGCACUGGCUGGACGGGGAGGCUGCAGCGCGGCUGCAGGAGAUGGGCACCGAGGAGUGGAGCCCCGACAACUUCCAGGGCCCCACCGAGCAGUUUAAAGAGUUCUUCAUCCAGGCAACAGCUCAGUACCAGCGUGGCCUGGCGCUAUGUCAGGAGGCAGCUGAGGUCCGUGAUGCAGCUUUCCCCGAGGCAGAUCCCUUCCAUGCGGCUGCUGCCCUUUUCCAGACGAAGCUGAUGAGCUUCCACAGGCAGGUGGAGCGGCGGGAGGCUGAGCAGGAGCUGCUGCGGGAGCUUGGCCGGUUCUCCAGCAAGAUUACAGGGCUGAAGGUGGACUGCAGGCAGUGCUCAGCGCGGGUGAAACGCGGCGAGGGCCAGGCGCUGCAGUGCCUGCAGAGCUCCUUCCAGAAGCUGUCAGUGGAGUUUGCCCAGGAGAAGCUGCAGGAGAUGAAGGCUCAGGUGUGCAGGAUGCAGAGCAGCCAAGGGCUGGCAGCCUGGACUGAGGCACGGCACAGGUACGAGGAGACCCGUGGGAUCCUGGAGGAGAUGCUGGCAGAGCUGCAGGAGGCCUGGGGAGCAGAAGCCAGCAGGCAAGGAGACGCCCUCAGCUCCCCCAACACGGGGUCUGCAGCCCCUCGCAAGGAAUCCCCAGUCUGCAAAGGAGCCACCAGCCCCGACACAGCAGUGUCGGAGGGUCGGGGGGUGGUGGAGAAGAUAGAACCCAGCAUCCAGGGACAAGGACAGCCCCAGGCUGGCAGCAUUCCCAGCUCUGUACCAGGUGUGGAGCUGAGCUCCACACACUCUCACUGCCCACAGGGGCUGGAGAGCGACUGCACCUUUCACCACCACAUCCCUGCUGACACCUCCAUCCACAGACCCGAGAGCAGAGCCUGCCAGGGACCUGCAGGACCCCUCAUCCAGGAGCGCAGCCAGCCCCCUCCGAGGCGCGCCUUCACCCUGCCUCCCCGGGUGCGUGUUCCCAGAGCUGACCCAUCGUGUCCCACCGCUGCGCCCCACAGCACUGUCUCAGGUCUGCCCACAGAAAAGCGGGCAGAAGCCACCCAGUACUUCCAGGUUUCCAGCUGGAACAGUUUCUCCUCUGAAGACUCAGACUCACAGAACUCCACUGAAGAAGCCUUGGCAGCGAGCCUGGCUUCGCCGCGGGACCUCCAGGGCCCCAGACAGUGCCCCUCUGAAAAGACCCUCCAGAUUGUUUACCUGGAGAACCACCACACCGAGAGCCCAGCUAAAGAAAAUGCCAAGUAAAACCCAUCCCUUCCAGCUGGGGCUGUUUCUGCACAGCUGUGGAAGUGUCAAUCAAGUCCUGGCUGGGGCAUCCUCGAAGGUGAGGAGCUGGGACCCGUUGUCCACCCACAGUUACAGAGUCCUUCAGGUCCCACGCUUAGCCCUCGCCCUGCUGUGGAUGGCAGGAACCCCAGCCCCAGCCUCACCAGCUUCGUUAAUCAUCCACUAGGUGUGUAGCAACCCUUGCGUACAGUGCUGUUAUCCCUACAAGUGCCAGGUUUACCUCAGGACAGAGGUGAGGGUUCCUGCAGCCAGCGGCCAUGCUCAGAGCAUCCCAUGGGAGCGCAAACCUGUGCCAAGGGGUUUCUGCCCAUCGGCCCUGCUGCACUCCCUGUGCCGGGCAGUUUCACCAUCCCCUGCCGCUGCUGCAGCUCUGGCCAAGCAAUGACAACACACAUUUUGUUCUUGUGCACUCAGUAAUGGGGGACUAACAUUUUUAAUGUUAAUAAAUCUGAAGAGAAGCACCCGGCGUGGUCCUUGUGGAGCAGAACAAAAAGUUUUUCUUGCUCAGGGCCAGGCUC